ACCCUCUAUGUCUGGUGACGAUAUUGGAAUUUACCUUAAGUGGUUAUUAUAAUAAUAGUCGGUGAUAGAAUUACAUGGGUGCACUCCUGCCAUUGGCUGAUUCGGUCGUGUGCUCCUAAUGCACAAAAGUAAAUACAAACUUGAUCUCAGCACUGACUAGGAUGCUGACGCUUAUUUCUACAAUGGGAAGAACAUCUUCAUUGUUCCAACUGCUCUUGAUUCUCUUCAGUUGUGUGCCUGUACAAUCAGAAGGUUGCAAUGUUGGUUGGUUUGGGUGCAAAUGUCAAUAUCAAUGUCAUUGUAAGAAUAACAUGGCAUGUGAUGUCAAUGGUGAGUGUGUAACAGGAUGUGACAUUGAUUGGUUUGGUACUGCAUGUCAAUAUGCCAACCUAGCAACAUUACCGGAAGUCAAUGUUACCAUAGCACCAAGACAGACAACAACAUGGCUGACAGAUGGAGAUGAUACAACGUGCAACGAAGAUGGAAAUAUUACAUCAAUACACAUUUCUUGGAGCACAUCUUACCCAUUUACUUGGUUAAGGAUGAAAGUCAAAAAUACUUCAUUAAAAUUUAAAAAUGUCAACUUGACAUUCUUAACGAGCCAGAAAGAGACGCCCACUUGUAUCAACAAACAAGUUUCAUUCAUUGAUAGCACUAGAAUAGACUACAGAUGUGAAAUGACUGAAACAAUAAUUCAACUAAGGCUGACGGGACCUGCUCUUAAAUCACUGUGUUCUCUCUACAUCAGUGGAGGGCGUAAUGUUGCCUUACAUCAAUCAGCUGACCAGACAAGUACGUACAAUGAGGGAAAUAUCUAUUUUACUGCAUCACUAGCGGUGGAUGGGAAUACUACUUGUAAUAUAAACGAUAAUAGCAUAUCACAUACUUUACUAGAACCCAAACCAAGCUGGAGUCUCAGACUGGAUACACCCAAAGUGGUCAACAGAUUUGUCAUUUACAACAGAGUUGACUGCUGUAUGAAUCGUUUGAAAAACUUUAUUCUGACGACAUUUGAUAUCAACAACAAGACUUUAUUGACUUAUCAAGAUCUAAGCCCUGAAGCAGCUGAUAUCUACACAUUUCCAGUAAGACCGCACUAUCCAGUCUCUAGGAUAGGAAUCAUUCCUACCGAUAGAGACCAAAAAUGGGAUGGAGAUAAAUUUAUUGUUACGAUAUGUGAAAUUUUCAUGUUUGGAGAAUGUAUGCCAGGAGUCUGGGAUCUUGACUGCAGACACAAAUGUCCUGAAGAAUGCCCUAGUUGGUGCCAACAGGACACUGGAAAAUGUCUAUCAUGUUUGGGACACAGUGACCCACCCCGAUGUAAUACAGUCUGUGCUUCAGGGACUUAUGGCAUUAACUGUCAACAGAAUUGCAGUGACAAUUGUUACAACAAUUCAUGUAACAGUGUAACUGGUGAAUGUGACAAAGGACGUAAUGGGUACAAAUGUCAGUUUUCUUCAAGGGCUGCUGACAUUAAUCUUAGAGAUUAA
Biomphalaria glabrata is the source of this 1490-nucleotide messenger RNA. RefSeq lists its product as uncharacterized. Lineage: Eukaryota; Metazoa; Mollusca; Gastropoda; Planorbidae. The coding region runs from base 162 to 1490 and encodes 442 amino acids. The transcript is spliced from 9 exons. The record is from RefSeq and is a predicted model, not a curated record.